AUGGCUGCUGCAGGGGGUCCCAUCCAGAAUCUCUGUGACGAAGCCACGUGCUCCAUCUGCCUGGAUUACUUCAAGGAUCCAGUCACCAUUGCAGAGUGUGGGCACAACUUCUGCCGAUCCUGCCUGAUCCUGUUCUGGGGGGAAUCGGAGGCAGAGGCUUCCUGCCCUCAGUGCAGAAAAACAGUCCAGAGAAGGAGCCUCAUCCCCAACCGGCAACUGGCAAACUUCGUAGAAUUAAUCGAGAAUCUCAGCCUUCAAGAGGGAAAGGAGGAAGGAGGGAAAGGAGGAGUCUGCGAGAAGCACCAGGAGCCCCUGAAGCUCUUCUGCACGGAGGAUGAAGCCCCCAUCUGCGUGGUGUGUGACAGAUCCAAGGACCACAAACACCACGAGGUGAUUCCUCUGGAGGAGGCUUUUGAGGAAUACAAGGUAGGAGAUCCCUGGAUCUGGAGGGGGAGAAAUAGCUGUGGAUUCUUCUUGGGAGGUUAUCUUUUUAAUUCUCAGGUCCAAAGUAGGCAUGGCAUGAACUGGUGGUUGUUUAUUAUGUAAAAAGCAGCCCAGGGGAAGCCUGAGGUUUGGGAGGAGGGAGUUGAAGUCUUUCUCUCUGCCAGGGGGACAAAGGGAUCUUCCCUUGAAAUACUCACAACAGCUUCAAAGAUUUGUACUGGGACCGUGGGAGGGAGAGAAAGGGUUAACCUCAUCCACAUCCCCCAGCAAGGUUGCAAGGGAUCAGCUGGGUGAGAGAGGGGAGGAGUGGUGGCCAGGAAUUGACAAGAUGGUACAGGAUCCCUGCCCCGCAAGUAUCUGUUGGAAGCAGAUUUAGGAGUGUGUGUGUUUGUGUGUGUGUGUGUGUGUGUGUGUGUGUGGAAGCGCCUACUGGUGGGGAGCAUGCUUAUUCUGGGGGUGCUGUGGAGCCUGUGCAAUGAGAUUUCAGUGGUGGGGUGUGUGUGCGUGUGCUGAGGAUCUCCUCCCAUCCCAAAUGGCAAAGGACUCAGUGAUAACAAUAAUUAUAAUAAUAAUAAUUUAUUAUUUAUACCCCGCCCAUUUGGCUGGGCCUCCCCAGCCACUCUGGGCGGCUUCCCAAAACAAUAUUAAAAUACCAUAAUACAUCAAACAUUAAAAGUUUCCCCAAAGAGGGCUGCCUUCAGAUGUCUUCUAAAAGUCUGGUAGUUGUUGUUCUCUUUGACAUCUGGUGGGAGGGCGUUCCACAGGGCGGGCGCCAGUGGUUCAGAGUGGCAUUUGCAAAGACCAGGGGGAAAGAUGACUUUUCCAUGACAACUCAGAAUUGGACCUGUGCUAUUAUACAUAAAAAAUAAAAUCCUCAUUCUGGAUCCUACUUUAGCCCCUCCUCCUCCUCUUCCCACGUCUCCCUGGGACCUCAAGAUGAGAAGUCAGGCUGGAAGUCUCUUCAGAGAAGACAAAGGAGCGAGCAUGGAUGCCUUUCCUCUUCUCCAGACUAGAUAACUUUCCCAUCCCAGUUCUGCUGUGCUUCUCAACCCGUGUGCUGUGGCACCUGGAGUACCAUGAAUGAUGCUCAGGGGUGCUGCUGGCAACACUGGCCUCUGUCCCUCUUUCCUUCCCUCCCUCCUCAGAUGCCAUAGCUGCCUCCCAAAGGCUUGCGCAGCUCUUUGUUGCAGCAGCCCUGGCUACAAGCUCCGCUGGCGAAUGGUGCUUCUGGGGCUGGCCAGGGGGUGUGGGCUGCCAGGAGCUGAGGCGGCCUCGGAGGAAGCAAGGAAACUGGCGAGGGGCCCUUGCUGGUGGGAAGGGACAGACAAGUCCCUGUGGGGCAGCGUGAGGAGGCACCUCUCUUUGGGGCAGCUCAGAGACCCAGAGGAGGACUCCUAAGGAGAGGGGAGAGGAGGCUGAGAGAGCCCUCCACAAGGGAGGGUGUUCGAGAAAGGGCUGCAAGAUCUGCAAGCAAGAGGGGAUCUAACUGGGAUCCUGAGCCCCACAGGGACACCGAAGAAAGAAGGAAGUUGGUCCAGGGAGCCUUAGACCCAAAAAGGUUGUACUUUUAUUUCCUCUAGUAAAGUACUCUGGUACUUUACCUCAGGAUGAGAACAGAAAUCGCGUGGCGGCAGCAGCGGGAGGCCCCAUUAGCCAAAGUGGUGUUUCAGGUUAAGAACGGACCUCCAGAACAAAUUAAGUUCUUAACCCGAGAUACCACUGUACUUUGCUAUUAUAGCAAGGCCACUGGACCCAAGAAGCCUGUAUAAUAUUCAUCUCCUCUCUCUGUGUCUCAAUAAAACCUAAGUUUCCCUUUUUCUUUUCAGGGAGAGAUCUGUCACCACUUGGAGAUUCUGAGGAAAGAGAGAGGGGAAAUUCUGGCCUAUCUAGCAGCCCUGGACAAGGAAAGCAAAGACCUCCUUGUAAGUGUCUCCCUUGUUACUAGUGAGGGAACAAGCACUGGAAGAAUUGAGUCAGGACUGUGGAAGGAUGGGGAAAUCUGUCCAUUUCAACUUCCCCCCAUUCUCCUUUUCCAUAUCAGUUUGUUUGUUUAUUUAUGAUGAUGAUGAAAAUGAAUAAAAUGCUAAGGUGGCUACCUUCUUUUACAAAUAUUUUGAUAUGUACUUUACCCUCAUAAAUACAUUUUUUGUGAACAUUACCUGGCUGGGUCAACCUUGAAAGAUUCAGAGGUGUAAAUUUCAAAAGAUUGCUCUGUUUCAGUCUCCAUCACGUUUCAAUGCAGCUAAAUUGAGUUUAUUUCCCAUUGUCAUUUAUUAUAUGAAUAGCAGUGAAGGAGAAGCCUGAGGACUUGUGAGCUGAGAGGGUGGAAGUGGUUCAAUUCAAAUCCUGAUUUACCAUAAAUAUUACUAAAGAGUUGUCUUUCUAAAUGUGCGCUCAUGUUCAUUUCUAGGAAACUCAAGCCAUUUUGAACCUUUAAAGAAAACAGGGGAGCUAUGGGGAUGAACUCUGCACUGUCGUCCUCCUGCUGUUUCUGCAGUUUUCCUACACCUAAAUGACACCAGCCUAAGCUGAGGGGUGUUUUAUGUCCCUGGGUGAUCUCUGAACAACUCUGAACUCUGGUUAUGCCAUGCCCCAAAACAUGCAGGGAACAUCCAUGGCUAGAACAAAUGCUCCUUCCUUUAGGCUGUAGCCCUCUGCAAAAUAGAAGUCAACAGAAACAGCAAUGGAGAGGGCCUCCCCUCAAAAUAAAGGUUUACUUCUUUAGCCACUGGAGGUUUCAUGUCUAUGAAAAAUCAGAAGUGUCCUCCCUGUGGAAUUCUCACAAUUCUCUUCCUGGUGAUUUGAAGGCUGAUCACCUUCCACACUCAGACCUCCUCUUUUCUUGCAGAAAUUAACAGAAACGGAGAGUCUGAAGGCUGUGGAGAAGUUCAGAGAACUGCGCUGGUUCCUGGAGGAACAAGAGAAACAUCUGUUGACUCAUGUGGAAAAGGUGGAGAAGGAGAUUGCAGGGAGAAGGGAGGAGCAGCUGGCCAGACUCUCCAGGAAACUCUCCUCUCUUGAGAGGAUCAUUCAGGAGAUGGAAGAAAAGGGUCAGCAGCCAGCGAGUGAACUCCUGCAGGUAAGAUGGUGGCAGGAACAGCCCAAGGCUCCAGGAAAAGGCUGCCCCUUUCAUGUAUGCAAGGAGUGCAGGGGCUCAGAUGAUGGAGCCUCUAGUCAGGUUUAUAAUGGACAGGAAGACCCAAGAGACCUGGGAUGCUUAACUCACCUGAAUGCAGACUAGAGAUUCGUCUGUGUUCUUGAUGGAACGGGAGCUGAUCUUCUGCUCUUUGCUGAUGCUUUGUCUCCGAACGCCUUUCAGCUGUGGGGGCUUCGUCUAGGAUGCGUUCAGGCCUCCUUCCGACAUGAGCCGGUCUCUUGACCAAGCUUCUCUUCCCGUUCCCUCCACAACUUCUGGGUUGAUCCCCUUCCCCAUGGAUACAGAUCGACCCAGAAUGUUGCGCAGUCACAGUGACCAAAGAGCAGGACAGAGGGACUCAUCCAGACUGCUGCUUGUCCCACCCCUUUCCUCCAGGAAAACCGGCUGUUUACUGCUGAAUUAGAGCAAACGUCAGCCAGGUUUUCUCCGGAUUGACGUUAGCUUUGAUGUUGCACCAAGGAGCAGAUUUUUCCGGAGGGAAAGCGGCAGGGCAAAGACAAAACCACUUGGAGUCAUGUUUUCUGGGCACAGGAAAAGCAGAAGUGUGGAUGAGUCCAAAGAAACACUGACCUAUUUUAUUACCCCUUUGGAGGCAUUUUAGGCUGCAGGUGAUUUUUUAAUUUCCAGGUGGAAAAUAGCACAGUGGUGCCCCGCAAGACGAACGCCUCGCAAGACGGAAAACCCGCUAGAUGAAAGGGUUUUCCGUUUUGGAGGUGCUUCGCAAAACGAAUUUCCCUAUGGGGUUGCUUCGCAAGACGAAAAAAUCUUACGAGUCCCUGCGGGGUUUUUUCGCUUUUUUCGCCCUUUUCCUAAGCCGCUAAGCCGCUUAUCAGCUGUUCCGCUGAUAAGCCGCUUAACAGCUGAUCGCUGAAAGCCGCUAGACAGCUGUAGCGCUAAUCCGCUAAGCUGUCAAUGGGCUUGCUUCGCAAGAAGAGAAUCGCGGAACGGAUUCUUUUCGUCUUGCGAGGCACCACUGCAUUUGAAAUUUGGAGACUGGGACAGUGCCCUGGUAGAAUUAUCCUGUAGGCUUACUUACGUCUGAAUUGCACAAUGCAAACUGGAUUAAAGUUAAUAAAUUAUAAUCUAAAACAAGACAUGGAGUGGAAUCUUCCACUGAAUCCAUAAAUGUGUGAUUCCCUUAACUGCUGCUGGAUGUUCAUAAGGAUUAAAAAGAAUAAUUGCAAACUGAUGUGGAAAUGUGAAGAACUUGAUACUGGAACAAUUAAUAAUUUCAGAUUGGAAAAAUAAAAGCUGUGAGAAACCAAAACUGGCUGAUUCAGCCAUUCCUACCCACAACCUUGCCAUGUGCCAGGCAGACUGACAUCCAAGGGCCCGGGUCUGAGGGGGUCUUCCUAGUGUGGCCUGUGGUGUGCAGUGAAUUCUCUUCUCUUUUCCCCUCUAGGAUGUGAGAAGGACCUUGCAGAGGUAAGUGGAUCUGGCUCAUUUCCAUUAGCAUCACUCGUUGAAGUUGAGAUGCAAGAACCUCAGACAUGGCCCUCCAGGGGCUGCAGGGGGGAGACUGGAGGACUCACUCCCUGCAGCACCUCACAGGUAAAAGUAGAGCCCCCUCUUCUGAACUUGUAGCCCCCCAAUUCUCCCUCCAAGGUUCUCCCUCCCCACAUCACUUCACAAAGGGAUGGGGGCUCUUUUCUUUCUCUUGCACUUUAUGUUCAUGGACUUUUUGGUAAUUUCAAACAUCUAGAAGAGAAAGUGCCAAAGAUACUUGGGAAGAGUUUAUGAUGUACCAAUAGAUUUCCAUAUGCAACUAGAAGCCCCUCAACUCUGGUAACUCAGGCACAGAGAGAAGGAAGGUCUGUUGGUCUAGAAUGGGUGGGUUCUUUUUCUUGGGAGCGUUUCCACUAUGAGAGCCUGAAGGUGGUCUUGAGUGGGGGGUGAAAGUCUAGUUGUUUCCUGCCUCUAGAGAGAGAGUCCAAUUGGGCAUGGAGUUGUGCCCUUCCUGGGUGGGAGAGGGGGUGAAGGGAGGGUGGAGGUUGUUCUCUUUGACCGCUGGGCAGCUUGGGACAUCACACACAUCUUCAGGAGAAGCUCAGGGAGGGAGGGGUUGCAGGCAUUCCACCUCAGGCGUUUGGUUGUUAAGUCCUGGCACCUUCCCAGAAAGUUGUUAGGGGGCAACAUUGUUUGAAGCCAUGGGAGUCCUCCGGUGGUGUCGCUUGGGGUUACAUCUUGUCCCUUGUGCUGUCUAGCAUCCUUACGAAGCCACUGACAGCUGUCCUCAGGGGUUUUGGACUGAGGUCUCAUCUGUGGUAGAAAUAAACCUGUUGGGAAAUAAACUUCAACUUUCUUCAUGUUAUUGAGAUCUCCUGCAAUAAUCAGGGAGAUGGGGCCACAAUGGGGCCAUUCACUGUUUUUCUUUUCACCAGGUAUGAGGAAAGAGAGAGUCCAGAGAAGCCACUGGGUUUCCCUCCAGAGCUGAGGAACAGGAUCUUGGAAUCCUGUGAACUAAAUCACCUUGUGGAGAAUACAAUGAAACAAUGGAAAGGUAAUGAAUAAUGGUUGCCAGGAUUUCACACUGGGAAUUCUAUUACUUCUUCAGAACUGAACAUGCCAGGCUCUUAUUGCAUGGAAUUGAGUAACCCCAGGAUACCUUCCUUCUUGGUGCUCCAGCCUUCAUUUCCUGUCCCCCAGAAUGGCCCAUGUAUAUUGUGACGCUGGAUCCUGUAAAGAAAGCCUGAACCAGAGUGUAGAUCAAAGUCAGGAUUUUUUCCUCCUGUGUGCAUCUGUUUACAGUUAUACGAAACCUCCUUUUCCUUGUGGUUCCCUGUCUGCACAGUCUGGGUUUGUCCUUUUGGAGGUUCUCCUGCUCUGAAUGGAGUCAAGGGGCAUUAAGAAGCCCCCAGUUCCCCCUCUGCCUCCUGCUCAGGCUUCUUUCUCAGCCGUGGAGCCAAGGCCUGAGCUGUCUCCCCCUCAGACGUCCCCCUGCAGUUGCCAUAUCUAGGGCUUCGGCCUUCAAGAUCUCCUGAGAGUUCCCCCAUUGAGAGUGGAAGCAAGAGCACAUGAGCCCCAAAGGGCACAAUUAUGCUUGUUAACAACCUUAAAGAUUUGUAGAAGGUUUGUGAGGGAGGACUUCCUUUUGCCUGAGAGCUCUGCCAAUCCUUCCUCAUCAAACUUCGCUUCUCCUUAUGUUUCACAAUUUUGGCUUUAUUGAUUCCCCCCACCACUUUACUUGGGGAAGAUGUGAAGGCUGCCUCCAUCUCCCCUCUGCCUCCUUUUCGGAAUUCCUAUUCCUCUGCCUCCCCUCCAGUCCUCCAAUGUAGAGCCCAAUUUAGGGACAAAGUUCAGAGACCAGCAGGAUUCAUGCUGAAUAUUUUUAUUCUCUUAUUUGUAAGCUUGCUUUAUGAUUGCUGUGUUUUAAAGCUUUAGUUAUUUUCAUAGAUUCUUCCUAUGAUUUUCUUGUUUUUAAUUAUUUGUCUACUAUUUAAUAAUAAUACUAGAAUUUAAGGAUGCUACAUUAUGAAGUGUUACUUUUGUACGGAGAUUUAUUUCUGGUGGAAGAGUGUUGCCCUUACACUUUAUAUCUUUCUGCUUCCUCAGAUGCUCUGCUAUUCAGUGAACAGAUUCAGAAAGGUAAAUUUCCAGGAGAGGAACAAUUUGACAGGAGGGAUGGGGACUGAUAUUUCAUGGGUGUUGAACCAUCUGUUCUGCAGACUUUGGGACACCCUUCAAUGGCGUCACUCUGCGUAACAGUCCUCUACUGGCGUUUGGGUUCUUUCCAUGUCCCAUGAAUGAACUGGGAGAGGGUUUGAAGGCUUGGACUGGGGGCAGAGCUUGGCCCUGCGAAGAACCUGCACACCAGUCUGAGUUCCAUUUCUGCCUAUAGACCAGUGGUGGCAAACCUUUUAGGGACCGAGUGCCCAAACCCAAAACCCACUUAUUUAUCGCUAAAACAACUCAUACAUUAACAGCUUUGAUCUUAAAAGAAAUUCACAAUAACAGAGCUUCAGAAAAGAAACGACUUUUAUUGAAAGGUAAAAGUUUGUAUUUGGCAAGCUUUUGAACAAUUAAUGUGAUUUUUGCUGCUGUAUGCAUGUUGAUAAUUUAUCUAACCUUGGCUCCUACUUUGGAAGUUUGAGAGCAACAGAUGCAGCACUCAAGUCAUCUGUUAGUCUGUUUCUGGUGUCAGAUUUUAUGUAAUUCAAAGCUGAAAACAGCUGCUCACAAGCAUAAGAUGAUCCAAACAAAGUAAGGAAAGCAAUCCCAAGUACUUUCAUUGAUUUAAAAUUAUUUGGCAAAUAAUUCCACACUUUAAGGAUUUCAUUUUCAGAACUAACUGUGCUGUCUUUUGUCAUGCUUUCUAUAUUCUCAAGUGUUUCACGCAGGUCACAGAAUUUAUUUUUCCAGAGAGACUAUUAUCCUGGUUUCCCCCUCAAUUUUAUAGAUUUUGCUUUAUUUCAUAAAAUUUAUAUACUGUUUGAUUGUGGGGAAAAGCACAGAGCAUUAGACUCAGAUCUGAGGCACCUGGCUAAACUAAUCUGCAGCAGAGAAUCCCAACAGAGCAGCAUCUGCAGCUAGCGACAUCCUGCAUAAAACCCUUCUCUUGUGGCUGAACUAAAAGGAAGCUGGCUCAGCUACAAGAUCUUGACAAAGGAGUCCGGGAGGGCAAGAGUUAACAUCCCCCUGCCCUUAAGGAGAGUCCAUAUGUGCAUGUUUAACAGUUUAAUAAAUUGUUCUGUGCACAAAGAUGUAAACACGAGCCCAAAUACUGUCAUGUGGCAAGCAAGGGAGCAAUAUGUAUUAUUGUUAUUUUGUUGUUGAAAAUUAAGAAGAUUGCUACUAGCAAUGCAUCACAGCUUUGAAAGCCUACAUAGAGUAUUUCAAAUGAGAGUUGUCAGUGAUCCAUGGUUAAAAGAAGAAGUUGGCAAAUGUGUCCUCUUUUGUGCUCUUCAAAAUAACCCUACACUUGCCUAUCACAACUGUCUUAGCCCCUAACUUUUGAGUUAUUCCCCCUUCCCUCAGGGAACACGUCUUAUGGUUUAUAUUAAAUCCAAAAGAGAAGCAUGGAAUAAGCAGUGCUUUGUAAAAUUGCCCUGCCACCUGGUGGCAAGGCCUAAACUUACAAUAUGGCAGGAAGGCAAGGAAUAAACAGGCUCUCCACUUAACACGAUUUCCACUUGUGGGCACGAGGGCCCAGAACGUGACUCCCCACGAGGGGAGGCCUAUAUGUGUUUUUAUGUUGUAGUUUUAUGCUGUGAACCACCCUGACCUAUGGAUGAAGGGCAGUAGGGAGAUGUGAUUAUUAUUAUUAUUAUUAUUAUUAUAACGGGGGGUCCUCCUCCUCCAACCCAACCCAGAGGUCCCCAAAGGGCAAUUCCCACAGAGAUUGUCAGAGGAAAUCAGCUUCUCUCCUCUCCUGCCUCCUCCAAUUCUCCUCUCUUUCCCCUUAGAUAACACAGAAGAGAUGAGUAAAAGGUUUCCUGGGUGGUUUUUCCUCUUAGAAAAUGCCUGGGAUGAGAGGAGGGCAGGAAUAAUACACAUCGGAUAUAAGAAAGUGAAGGGAACUGAUUUAAAAUCAAACAAGGAAGAUAUUUAUUAUGUUGAAAGUCUGCAAGGAGUCUCACUCUUGCAUGUGAUCCAAAGAAAUCCCAUUCAUCUGAAAGGGAAUCUGGGUUUUUCCGGGUUGUUAUUAUUAUUAUCAGGAUGUCCGUUUCUGUCUCUCAGCUGACUCUGCCUAAUCUUCUCUUUCCCUCAUCUUCUCCCCAACAGCAAAUGUCACUCUGGAUCCAGACACAGCCCAUCCUGAACUCAUCCUGUCCGAGGAUAGGAAAAGCCUGAGUAGGGGAGACAAACCUCAAGCCCUGCCUGAUAAUCCUGAGAGAUUCGGUGACCAGCCUUGUGUGUUGGGACGUGAGGGAUUCACAGCAGGCAGACAUUUCUGGGAAGUCACUGUGGGAAGUGGGGAAUAUUGGGAUGUGGGGGUCGCCAGGAAGUCUGUGGAGAGAAAGGGCUGCUUCCCCUUAAGCCCUGAGACAGGGAUCUGGGCUGUUGGGAAGUGGGGAGAGUACUUUGCCUGCACCUCCCCAGAUGAGACUCCUCUGUCCCUGAGGGAGAAGCCCAGGAGGAUCCGGGUGACUCUGGACUAUGAAGGGGGACGUGUGUCUUUUUCUGACGCUGACUCAGGAGCCGAACUCUACACGUUCUCAGGAGCCUCGUUCUCUGGAGAGACCCUCCUCCCUUUCUUUGAUCUGGAGGGAAAUUAUAAAACCCAGCUCAGUAUCUCCUGA
Molecule: messenger RNA, 9840 nt
Organism: Podarcis lilfordi (Lilford's wall lizard)
Lineage: Eukaryota; Metazoa; Chordata; Lepidosauria; Squamata; Lacertidae
Source: the annotation of a GenBank genome assembly